Molecule: messenger RNA, 3112 nt
Organism: Phragmites australis (common reed)
Lineage: Eukaryota; Viridiplantae; Streptophyta; Magnoliopsida; Poales; Poaceae
Product: transcription factor bHLH144-like
Exons: 4
Coding region: 1761-2495 (244 amino acids)
Molecular function (GO): protein dimerization activity
Source: RefSeq, a predicted model, not a curated record
ACGAGGCACGCGCACCCACCACCCCAAUCGAGUGCCCACGCAGCCACGCUCCGCCUCCAGUCUCCCCUCAUUAAUUCCUCUCCUCUGCCCUCCUCAUCACCUUCGAUUCCCUCGCUCUGUAUCUGCACCUGUAUCUACUCAAAAGAAGCGAAAGGGGGAAUAAAAAUCAAAGACGGCCACGGUGAAGCUGGCGAAAAGAAGACCGGUAAAAAAACCCGUCCUUUAUAAACUCCUCUGCCCCUUGCUCCUCCUCGCCAUUGCACUUGCACAGCAGCUCAACGUCUCGUUUUCUAGUCCCAUUUUCCAUUCAGCUCUUCUGCCUCUCUGUGUUUGCUUCAUUUCAUAACCAAACUAGAUCUUGCAUAUACACUUGGAGAGCCAGAUAGAUAGAUCGCAGAGGAGGCGAGGAGUGAAACAGAGGAGCAGGCAGGAUGCCGUGGGCGGGCUUCCACGUCCGGCUGGUCGUCUUCUUCCGUGUCAUCGUGUGAGUAGCACUGUAGCAGCAGCAGCAGCGGGAUGCAUGUGAGCUCUGCCACGCUGAUCAAGCCGGACUUGGACGGGAGGGGCUCACCGGGGGCGCGCGCGCCUGAGAAUGUGCGUUGUGCCCAACGGGAGGUGCAGGAGCAGCAAGGCGUGCGCUGACACGGUGAUGAGAAGUGGUGCCAUCGCGUACUACCACACGCAGAGCAGGGUUUGCUAGGUGCUUGAUCAUGUAUUGCCUCUCUGCUCCUCUUCCUCUUCUCGUUACAUUCGUUUUGUACUACUACUAAUCUCUAGCUGACAGCCUCCCUGGUUCGUGCUGUGAAUCAUUUCCUGUGUCUCAAUGAUAUUGGGUUCUGAGUCAGCCAAAUGCAUGUUUCAUCAUAGAAUAGUGGCGGUGGUUACCAUCUUGAAAAUAACAUCAUAUUGUGCAGCCGUGCUUGUGUUACUAUCAGUAUCAGCCAUGCCCUGUGAUAGAGCUGACUUAACUCCCAGUAUUUCCACUAAUGAUCUUAAUGAAUAAGUCAUCUUGUACCCUGAUCCUUUGCGCAUCUAGUUUGCACGCUACCUAGUCUUUGAAUAAUCCAGAUUUUCCGUCUUGUGCCGCCCAUUCCUGGACACGGAGUGGAGUAGGUCGUACGAUAUGCAUGCAAUGAUCUUUCGAUUCACGCGCGUAGGUGAGCGAGUGCGCCGGCUGCACGCGUUCCAAAUCUCGGCAUGCCUUCUUUUCCGAAAAAUCCUAUGCUUCGCCGUAGGCACUUUUGGUCUUUCUGCUUGUGCCCCGGUGCUGCUAGCCUGCUACUCCUAGUCUUUUCGUGUGAUUGGGUUGGAACCUUUAAAUAUUGCAGCAGCAGUAGGGGCACUGCUGUGAUGUAUGCAUUGCAGGAUUUGCAGCUUGCUUUUGGCCUCUCGUGCUUGCUUGUCCCCUUUUUCCUCCCUCGCAAAAACCGUUAGCUCUCUGCGUGCAGUUGUCUCCGGGCAUACAUACCCACCCCCCUGCUCGUGUUGUGUUGUGUGGUAGGCCAAAACUGGUACCGAACUACCAAUUGCUUGGCUUGUACAAGGAUGGCACAGUGGAAUUGCACUUGAGUUUGCAUCGCCAUUGUUGCCUGUUCUAAUAAGUGUUGCCGAGUACUUCCGUCAUCUCCUCAAGCCUGUGACGUAGGUAGGUUGGCCAUUGCAAAACCCUCCCUUCUUCAGACAGCUUCAGAAGGAAACAGAGGGUUGGAGUUUCUUAAGCAAGACAGGUCGUGCCAAGAGUCGGAAGACAACAAGGCGUGAUGCAGGGAGGCCACGGAUACUACGGCGGCAGGGACUCCCCGCCGCAGGGGUAUGGCUACGGUUACGGUGGCUACGGCUACGAUGCCGGCGGGUACAGCUCCGCGGGCGGGUACUGCUCCAACGGCUACCCGUCGGCGGCCCCGACAUACGAGGACCCGCUCGUCGCCGGGCGGAGGGCGCACGACUUCCCGGCGCCGCUGAACGGGCUCGAGUUGCAGCCGUCGGAGACGUGCCCCAAGAACUACGUCAUCUUCGACCAGACGUGCACCAAGAGCCGGGUCAUGUUCCACCCCUCCCUGGCGCACAAGCUCGGGGGUUCGUCCGCCUGUUACGGCGGCGGGGGCGACGCGCAUGACGUCGGGAAGGGCGCGUACAGGGACAACAACGACUACGACGACAGCUGCUCGGUGCGGCAGAAGGAGGACACGGACGAGAUCGACGCGCUGCUGAGCUCGGAGGACGGCGACGAGGACGAUGUGGUGAGUACGGGCCGCACCCCGGGCUACCGGGACGGGACCUCCCCGGACUCCACGUGCUCGUCCAGCUACGGCGGCGGCGGCGGCAAGCCGAGGCCCAAGAAGGACCGGAUGAAGAAGAUGAUGCGGACGCUCAAGGGCAUCAUCCCCGGCGGCAACCAGAUGGACACGCCGGCCGUGCUGGACGAGGCCGUCCGGUACCUCAAGUCGCUCAAGGUGGAGGCCAAGAAGCUCGGCGUGCGCGGCUCCGACAGCUAGCUGAUCGAGUACGUACGUACUGACAUCGGCAAUGCAAUCCGAAUCGAUGGCAUCGGCACGAGGCAGCAAUAGCAGCUUAGUUAGUGCUCUUUCCGCAGCGCUAUGAUCUGGCUGAACUCUUUUAGUGCACUCUACUUUUGGCCACGGGCUUUAUGCUCUCCGUCCAUGAUGAGAGCAUGGGGCACAGAGACAGAAGGAGGCAAUUGGCAGAGACUCAAGGUUGUACUACUAGCUAUUGAUUCGCUUUGGUUGUAGUGGAGAGAGAUGAUGAAAUGGCCGGUCGGAAUCAAGUGGGCGCAAGGCAGCGCAGGGCAUGGCAGGAGAUCGAAGGGGAGCAACGCAUGCAUGCAUGUUUGGCUGCUUGAUCGCUUCCCCUCUUCCAUUCCUCUGCUGCUCCUAUCCUGCCUCGUGGGGCUUAGUGGUGCUUGGGUCCCCCUCCCCUCCUCUUUUGCUUGUAAGCCCCCGCAGGACAGGAGGAGACUGGAUGGAUGAUGAGUGAUGCGAUGCCCCUGUGCCCCUGCCUGGUUUCGUUGCUUUGCUUUUCAGUUGCUGCCGCGUUUGUCUUGUUUCAUUUGAUCCAUAUAUCCAUCCAUGGUCCACGCACGCAUAUAUGCAUG